Prunus armeniaca (apricot) is the source of this 714-nucleotide messenger RNA. The record is from the annotation of a GenBank genome assembly. Lineage: Eukaryota; Viridiplantae; Streptophyta; Magnoliopsida; Rosales; Rosaceae.
AUGAAAUGCUUUCUUGUGGAUCGUGUGCUACUGCCCGCUGAUGCAACUUGUGUUUGCUUCAAGCGAAAGGGAAAUUAUCAACGGAUCUGCAUGAACUUGACACCCCUUCAGGCAAAAAGAAUGCGACGGUUGAAGCGCCGAAUGAAGGUUUACUUUGAUGCUGCUAGGGCAGAUCACCAGGAAGCAUUGAGAGCUCUUUGGUAUGCUACAUAUCCUGGUCAAGAGCUUCAAGGCUUGAUAUCGGAUCAAUGGAAAGAGAUGGGAUGGCAGGGAAGAGAUCCAUCUACUGAUUUCAGAGGUGCUGGUUUCAUUUCUUUGGAGAACCUGUUGUUCUUUGCAAAGACGUUUUCGACAUCUUUCCAGUGCCUAUUGAAAAAGCAGGGAGGAAAGCCGGCUGCUUGUGAAUAUCCGUUUGCUGUUGCUGGUGUAAAUAUCACAUUCAUGAUCAUGCAAAUGCUUGACCUUGAAGCCACAAAACCCAGAACUUUCAUCAGAGCAGUUUUCUUACAAAUGUUGUUAGAAAAUGAGUGGUCCUUUGACUUGCUUUAUUGCGUGGCUUUCAUGGUUAUGGACAAGCAGUGGCUUGAGAGAAAUGCUACAUACAUGGAGUUCAAUGAUGUUUUGAAAUCCACUCGAGCUCAGUUGGAGAGGGAACUGCUAAUGGAUGAUGUCUUCCGGAUUGAAGACAUGCCAUCUUACAGCCUUCUUUGUUGA